Molecule: messenger RNA, 2373 nt
Organism: Daldinia childiae
Lineage: Eukaryota; Fungi; Ascomycota; Sordariomycetes; Xylariales; Hypoxylaceae
Exons: 1
Coding region: 1-2373 (790 amino acids)
Source: RefSeq, a predicted model, not a curated record
AUGGUUCCUCGUCCUGACGUCAGGGAGAGAGAAAAUCCUGAAGAGGGCCUUGCCGACUUUUUCCGUAGGGACCCCCCUCCAGGGAAUUUUAUGUCGAUACCCGACGAUGUGAGCGUUUAUUCAGUCCAUAAGAAAUGGGAUAUGUUUAAGGUCUUUGGGAAAAGGCGAAAGAGUCGAAAGCGCCAACCACCGAUUAUUAGACUUCCGGAUACAGCUAUUUCUGCUAGAACUAUUAGCGGUCACCGAUACAUCGCCAUAUCGGUUCCUUCCGGUAAUUCGCAUUCUGAAUCAAUUCCUACCCAGGAACAUUCAACACUAGGGUCUAUUGGGGCAAAGUCUCGCCAGGGAAUUGGAUCAGAACAUAGUCCGACGUCUGGUCAUAAUAUCCAGGUCCAGAGGCCUGUAACUAGGGAUCGUGAAUCACAAUCCUCAGUAUCGCUGGCGCCAAUGUCAUCGAGGCAACCAGAGGCAUUCACCUUGCUUGCGCCUCCUCCUAGAAAGGUGUCUGUACUUUCAACGGUACCAUCGCAAGAAGAAACCCAUUCUGCAAAGGGAAAGGAGCCAGAUAGGCAGAAUAAGCUCGAGAGCAGUAUAUUGAGUAAAUUACCGAUAAGUCCUUUGGGGGCUAGGAGAACGACAUCUAUUGCCGAACAAGCAUCUAGGGUGCUUACAAGAAGCUUAGAACAAGAAAGUGAGCAUCAGAUGAAGGCGCCAAACCUUGGACAACUUGAAAUUGGGACAGUCCCUCAGAUAGUUGAAAGCCCACCUCAGAAACAGACUAUGCAAGAAUCUGAGCAGAAGCAACUAGGACCAACUAGCGAUAGCUCUAUGGCGAGAGACAGGUUUAGGAAAGCCGAAAAAUCUCAUCUUAUUCCACGUAUUCUCUCGGCGAAUCUGUUAUCCAUACCAGCUUUGCCGGUACGAACUUCCAGCAAAAGAGCAGUAACAACAACAAAAACAUCUGAGCCUAGUGGUAUUGACAAUGAUGCUGUUGGUAGACCGGCACUGAUCAGUAGAGCUACCACUGGUUCUAACGGCGGCGGCAGCGGAAAUGGGGUUGCAACCGGACCUCGUGGGUCGUUUGCUGAGAGUUUAAUGACGGAAUCUUCACCAAAGGUGUUAAAAGCAGAGACAGCCACGGCAUACCAAUCCGUCCCUAUAGUAGUUCGUCCGUCUUCGAGGCCUGAGAUUGACUCUCCCCUGAAUCUGAACUUCCCCUCUCCACCUACAAACAGAGUUAAUCGCUCGGUGCAGGCGAAUAUUUUACCUCCCGCCACAUCUGAAGAAGCUACGAGUCGCAAGGAUCGUGUUAGGGAGCGAAAGAAAAGGGAUAUGGAGAAGUUAAAGACCCAGAUGUAUCGACCUCCAGCGUCACGUCUUCUCCGGGUUGAGCCACAAGCCGAAAAUGUCUGGCCAGAGUCUCCGGUGCUUGGCCGGUUUAACCCAGACCUAGGUUUGCCGCCUUCUAGGCCGUAUUUAACAGGGAAAAUGUCAGAUAUCGGCCCUAUCAGACCUGGUAUUCAACUAAAAUCACCUUACUUAUCAGCAGAGACUGUUGCGAAGAAGCGACGUGGGAGAAGUAUCAGUGUCCCGAUACUAACUAGUUUAUCCUCUCCAUCCUCCCCCUUAGACUCCUUUAGAGCACCUUGGGAGGAUAACACAUCUUACUAUCGCCGAAGAGAACGGCAGGCAGAACACGAAGAGGCAGCAGCAAGGAGGACACGAUAUGCAGCUCACGCACUGGCGGAGCAAAAGGAGACCUAUGAAUGGGUGAUGCGACAGAAGCUUCUAAGACGAUACGAAAAGCUAAAGGAAAGUCGUACAAAAGACUUAGAGAAACGACUGCGUCGCGUAGAACGGAACGGGGAGGUCCUCAUGCAGACUUUGGUAUCUCUGAUGGAAACUCUUAACACAUUGUUGCAAGACCGACGCGCCUUACAACGCAGUGUUUCCUCGGCAUAUCCUGAACAUUCGCAGCAUCAAAAAUUAACCAAGGGACGCGCUCAACCCUUAAGGUCUGUACGCAGCUUCGACAAUUCGAUCCCAACGCUAUGGCCACAGCAGAGCAGAGGAAGGGAAGAGAGCGGCGAGGUGGACACCCGCGUACGUCAGUCGACAUUAGAAGCACUACAGGCGCAGUUGCAAUCCCAAUCUCGAUUUCCUCGUAGCACUCGAGCCCAAGGGCUUUCGAGCUACUCUAGCAGUAUUAGCAAUACUCAUAGCGACGAAGCAAGUAGCCUCGAGAUCAUGGAGCCGCUUAUGCGCGAACUCCAGGAAGCAGCAGGGUACGGCGUCGAGCGACGCCAGGGGGGAGAACGUGUGGAAGAGGGUAGGGCGCCUCUUAGCGAGAGCGAGGUCUUUAAUCUUUUCUGA